Molecule: messenger RNA, 997 nt
Organism: Aspergillus caelatus
Lineage: Eukaryota; Fungi; Ascomycota; Eurotiomycetes; Eurotiales; Aspergillaceae
Exons: 1
Coding region: 191-409 (72 amino acids)
Source: RefSeq, a predicted model, not a curated record
AUUUAAUACCCUCUUGACAUUGGACAAUUGACUGAUUAUAUAUAGGACAGACGGUCAAUCGAUAGGGACAGUUUAGGUACUACUUAGUACUUACGAUUAAUGUAAAAAUCGUGACUCCGUACUUUAAAGAUAAGCUCCAAAAGGGCCGAUGGCGCUAACUUAGUGAGGGUGCGGGUGGUGACUAAGCAGGAUGAGGACGGAUUUCGCCCGAAGACUACGACUUUCACCUCAUUCAAAUCCCUCUCAGGCACGCCUGUCCCUGCGCUCCUUGCCAACAACCUUCGUUUUCCUCGGCGGUUUGACGAAAGAUCUUAGGUAUCACAUAGCUAGGUCGCAUACGAUUGUCGGUCAAGUCCUGAGCUAUCGAAGCAGGCCCGAACUUGACUGUUGGAGGUUACCGUCGCAUUAGUUCGUGGCAACCGACCGCUGCGACGGAAACACCCUGCCCUGGUGAUAAGCCAACGACAACACAUCCACAUUACCCGCCGGACGUGAUAGGCCCGCACGUUUGCUUUUUCGUCGAGAAAGGAGAGACCGAGUUGAUUACCUGAUUUGACAAGGCUUGUCUACGAAGUUCUGUCCCAGCGACUAUGUCCAACCAGCAGGUGGUGAGUGCUAUCUGACAGAGCCCUACCUUGCCUGAGCUGGGAGACCCUAGGAAGGAUUAGCAGAUAAUUUCUCUUUUCGUUGGCUAGCUUCCCCCAGUGAGGGUCUGUCUCUGUAAAAGGAUAUUGGCUUAUACCAAAUGAUUGAUAGGGCACGGUGUUCGAUCGUGUCAUCCAAGAAGUCUGCGAUGGUUCUCAGGUAGAUUUCGAGGAGAGCGGAGUGGACCAGCAGACAUUGCUAGAUUUGAGGAAGGUGAGUUAGACAGAAAUUCGAUAAUCUGAGAUGUUUUCUUUGAUGGAUUUCCUGGUGAAAAUGCCAAUGAAGGGGCAACCGAUGUUGGCUUCGAUGGCCCUCGGCCAAACGCGGGGUCCGAGAGUUGCGGGAGGCGGCA